CAGAAAUUAGUGAAAUUACAAAAAAAAGAGUUCGGUCGUGUUCAGUGAGGGAAAUAAACAGAAAGAGGAAGAAGGAUGGUUUCUUUGUACGAUUCCUGGAAAUGAAGAGGAUUGACCACGCUGAUUUUUUUAUAUACACGCGAAUGACACCACAAGUAUAUGAGAUUUGGCUUACUCUUGUUGAGCCCUUUUUAAACAAGAAUUCGUUGAGGGAGUCUGUGCAACCGGAAUGUCGAUUAGCUUUGACAUUACAAUAUUUGUCACAAGGAACUUCGUUUCAAUCGUUGGCAUGGUCAUUUCAACUGGGGAAGGAAACGGUUAGGCGCAUUAUUCUGGAGACAGCUGAAGUCCUUUGGACGAAGUUAGGCGCUGUUUAUGUAUCUGAGCCUAAUGAAGAAGAUUUCAAGCAAAUUUCUCAAGACUUCUGGGAACUAUGGAAUAUGCCCAACUGUGUUGGAUCUAUUGAUGGGAAUCAUAUCGCUAUUCGAUGCCCACCUAAAAGCGGUAGUCAAUUUUUCUGCUACAAAAAAAUUGUUUCUAUUGUGUUGUUAGCAGUGUGUGAUGCCCGAUAUCGGUAUAUAGAUAUUGGUGCAUAUGGAAGUCAGAGUGAUGGUGGUAUUUUUCAAGUGAGUCGAUUGGGAAAGAGGUUGCUAGAUCACAAACUUCCCAUCCCUCCAGCGAAAAACUUACCAAAUACGCAACUAAAAACUCCACACUUCUUCGUUGGUGAUGCUGCCUUUCCUUUAGGGAUAAAUUUAAUGUGCCCAUACCCUGGGGGAAUGCUACCAAAUGAAAAAGAGGUGUUUAAAUCAAGAGAUCGUCGCACAAUUGAAAACUCUUUUGGAAUACUAGUAGCGCGUUGGCGAGUUUUACUAACAACAUUACAUUUAUUUCCGGAAAAUGAAGAAAAAAUUGUUUUAGCGUGCGUUGCUUUACAUAAUUUUAUUAUGUUUAAUAACGUGAAUGCAUCUUCGUAUAUUGCAAGCAACUAUGCUGAUUGGGAGGACUCUAAUGGUGAUUUUCAUGACGGUUUAGGAGUUUUAAAAAAUAAGAAAAUUAGGUUGAAUUCUUUUCAAUUUCAUGUUUGCCUAUUUUCGCGACGUAAGCGAUAUAAUUCCGAUAUCAUUUUCUCUUGGAAACUGUCUUUGACCGAAACUGGCAGGUCUUGCAUCAGACACAAAACCGUCGUCAUAAAGGCCUCAUCAGUUUCACAUCUUUCAGCCGGCGCCGCCAUUUGCUUUUUUGUUUCUUCGGAGGUGGGGAUGAAAUUUCAUUUAAACUAUCACUCGUAG
This is a messenger RNA of Bactrocera tryoni, 1292 nucleotides long. RefSeq names its product protein ALP1-like. The transcript is spliced from 3 exons. Bases 102 to 1292 code for a protein of 396 amino acids. The record is from RefSeq and is a predicted model, not a curated record. NCBI's taxonomy places the organism in Eukaryota, Metazoa, Arthropoda, Insecta, Diptera, Tephritidae.